This is a messenger RNA of Dicrocoelium dendriticum, 916 nucleotides long. The record is from the annotation of a GenBank genome assembly. Lineage: Eukaryota; Metazoa; Platyhelminthes; Trematoda; Plagiorchiida; Dicrocoeliidae.
CUCUUUCUGAACCAACACGCCCAGCCCCACAGUCUAUCUGCGGUUCAGUAGCCCGCUCCCGCUAUGUUGUGCUUGUUGUUAUUUUCUGCGCUACAGUUUUGGAAUGCUGGCUUGUGCUCAUCUCUCACAUUUGAACUGGUGGAUCGCGACUCUCGCUGCUUUUUUAGCACGAUGAGCAGUGGUGGCCUAUAUCAUAUUGAUUUUCAGGUCUUGUCUGGCGGUAACUACGAUGUCGACUUCACGCUUUUUGGCCCCGAUCGGAAAGUUGUUAAGCAUCUUAAAAGGAGUUCUUAUGAGUCUUUAGUGCUGAACGAUACUGUCAAUGGAGAGUACAAAGCAUGUUUCGGAAACUUGUUUUCUACCGUUACUCACAAGGUCAUAUACUUCUCCUGGUAUAAUAUCAGCGGGGUAGAAAAUCUAUUCAAUUCAGAACCUGGUCCAAAUACACUUUUCUUCACUCUGUUGAAGUCGCUCGAUUCCAACUUACAAAAAAUCACCUUUUGGCAGAAAAUGGAACGCUUGUUGAACACAAUUUCCUACAAUUUUAUGUCGCAACUGAAUUCCAGGGUUCUUUACUGGUCAAUCGGCCAGUCAGUGCUUGUCCUUUCCGUGGGCGUGGGCCAAGUGAUUGUCCUGCGAUCUUUGUUCAGUGUACCGACAUCGCGUCGUUCAACCGCUCGGCCGGUGUCCUGACUUCUGUGAUAACUUGUUUUUAUUUUUUCACUUUAUCAAACGAUUCUCAGCCUACUGUCUUUUGUCUGUCUGUCUGUCUUUUUGUCCUGGUGUAAUCAUUUUUACCCCUUUGUUCUGAGUUUGCGCUUUUUUGGUGUUUUAUUGUCCAUUCAUGAUUCAGUCCUAUGCUGGGAGGUCCUCUCACACAUAUCACGACAGUGUGUGGAUAGAAACUAUUUUUAUG